UUUUUUUUCUCUUUAAAAAAAACUUUUUUUUCAUAAAAAAAAAUGGACGUGGAAGCGAGAAGGAAAUAUUGUGGACUCUUGAUGUUCCCUCCAACACCAUCGAGGAACAAUGAUAUUACCAUUAAUAAUAUGUCAAUGAGGGACGUUGACCCUUCCUCAUCGACUUAUGAAUCAUCUAGAAUCAUGAUGAAUGACCAUCAAUUCGUUAUGCAAGACGGUUUCGGUGAAUUUACAGCUUCAAGUCGCGCUCUCGCAGCUGGUGCCGCUGCCGGUGGUGACUUAAUAAAUCAAGAAAAUCUUGAUACUUCAAAUGUAAUAGAUGGUGAUGCAAAUUCAAAAUCUCAACCUGCAAAAAGAACUCCAAGACCUCCAAAUGCUUUUAUCCUUUAUAGAAGAGCAAAACAACCUGGUAUCAUCGCAUCUCAAAGAAAUUUAACCAAUGCUGAAGUAUCAAGAACAAUAAGUGAUAUGUGGAGAAAAGAACCUGAAGAAAUUCGAUUAGAAUGGGAAAGAUACGCCGAUCGAAAAAAAUUGGAACAUAUGCAAACUUAUCCAAAUUAUGUUUACCGUCCUAAUAAAAAUAAGUCCAAAGUUGAUAAAAGAAGGCAACAAAGAAAACAAAGUACUAAAGAUUCAACAAAUUCAUCAAAUAAUAAUAACAAUAAUAGCAAUAAUAAUAAUUUGGUUGAAAAUAAACCAACAAACCCAGGACCCGUUAGAAGAAGAUCAACAAAGAAUGUUAACAGUAAACCACCUACUAAAUUGGACUUACCUUUAUCAAUGAACGGAAUGGCUGGAUUCAAUCAACAAAAUUCUAAUAAUAAUAAUACUUCAAGUACAUAUGCCACAAUACUUCCUAGUCCUGAGAUUCCCUUGUUCAGCAACAGCAACAACAACAACAUCAUCAUCAUCAGGGAAAUGCUCAACAUUUCUCCUUCCAGCCCAUUCCCUUAA
This is a messenger RNA of Rhizophagus irregularis DAOM 181602=DAOM 197198, 954 nucleotides long. The record is from RefSeq and is a predicted model, not a curated record. Lineage: Eukaryota; Fungi; Glomeromycota; Glomeromycetes; Glomerales; Glomeraceae.